AGUGUAUUGUUUCAAGAAUUACAGACUGUUUUUUUAUGUGAGCAGCGUUUCGUAGAAAAAAUACUAUCCUCCAAUAUAUACAACUCUUUGCCAUAAGCCCAUAAAAAUUUUAGCCAUUGACAAUACACAAUUGCCUCGGUCAAGCUUAGAAACAUUACCUUUCUUCUUGACGCAGCAAUUCUAGAUAAAAAUAAUCAUUUUUGAGCCGGUCUCUCCUCGCACCGAAAUCCAAGACUAGUUUGGGCGGAACAUCUUAAGCGGGGGCAAGCGCCCCAUUAGCCACGAUGGGGGUGGAUAUAGCGCCCCCUUUCCAGCACACGUCGCUCCCCUUACCCUCGCCGGUCCACGACUACGUCACGGCUGAGGCCACCAUCCUUGUCGGGGUGCUGGUGGUGUUCUACCUAACUGUGAUUUUGCUGCUCUUUGGAAGCAACCUGGCGUGCCCACGAAGUUUGUUUCCUUCUUCACCUGCCGUGAAGAAGGCAGGUGCAGAAACAGUAGAAAACAAUCACAGUGAUUGUGACACCUGCAUCGACAUAGAAAGGGGUCACCCCACACUUGAAGGUGAAAAUAGAAAUGUAGGAAAUGAAUUCGGUGAAAAUUCAGAGAGAGCUGCAUCUUCGAAAAUAUACAGGGGAAAUAGAAAUUCAGGAUUAAAGUACGACUAUUGUUCCAUAGAUGCAGAGGAUGAUUUCGGGUCCAAUGUGAGUCACGUGGAAACUUGCAAGAUGUGCCAGCAAGAAGCAAUCGAAUCCGAUGAAUUUGUGGACACCGAUGAUAGCGACGAUGAUGAGGAUUACAGUUACGAUGACACUCUAGUGGUCGACAGAAAAGGGGAAUAUUCGAUAAGUUACUAUAAGAAACAGUGCAAUGACAUCGACGAAAUAAACUGGAAUGUUCGUAGCGAUCCUCAAGGAAAUUAUUCAUCAGAUGUUAGGCAGUGUCGAUGCGUAGAACCGCGCUACGCUGAGAUCGUCGGCGGACAACAAGACUACAAUCGCUACAAAAAUUUAUACCGCAUUGAGAACCAGGAAACCAUGGCAAUACGACAAGAAAAAUUACGUAACCUCGAGCAGCAACUGCGAGCCCAUAGCCGGCCUGUUCCCUUUGAAGAGAAUCCUACUGAAAUCCAUCGCGAAAAAGUCAGUUGUGAAUGUUUGCAUGCAUUGCCCCGAUCGUCGAGCGCCAGCGACAAAAUGUCUGGCCAUUUGCGCAGCAAAUUAGGCAUGCCAUCUAGGGCAAUGAGAGCACCAAAGCUCAAUGAGUCGUUGGCACAGGUUCAUUAUCCGCCGCACAAUCGGCCAAAUUACCUGGAGUCCCAUAGCAUGGUUUGCAAAUGCACUACUUUGCUCCACACAGACACCUAUAUUGGACAUCCUAAAAAGUACGGCCCUGUGAAUACAAAUCGAAAUGAGUUCGUCUACAAACAAAGCCGCAAUUGCGGACUUUGUGACGAUUUGUGCGUCACUUGCAGUGAAACUAAAGGCAUAAAAGGUGCUGAAAACAACACUAAAUAUGAAAAGUGCGAUAACUUCACAACAUCGCGUAGAUUUUUGCAGCAAGAUACGGCAGAUACGCGGACUCUAGCAAGCCGGCGGCAUUCGGUAACGACGCAACUCAAUCGAUGGGCAUCUUCAUACGAGAGCCCUCCUGGCCAUCGACUUACAAUGCCAUCGAACUCCGGAAACAAUGGUCCAUCAUCUUUGAAAAAUUCCACUUCCGAUAGCUUUCUUUCGAACCAUGUCAAGUCUUGCAAAGUUUGCUCAGAUCUGAGUGUGUCUAAGAUGGAAAACGCCCACGGCAGGACCGUUCAUCUUAUCUCCAUGCCUCCUAGUCACACGAGUUCUUUCAUUCAGAAAGAAACAGCGACUCCUGUUCAUGAGUCUCAACGUCUUUUAAAAAUUAGUAGCCCAGAAAUAAACGGAAAUAUAUUAUCCAAAAUUAAUGGUGAGCAAAUAAAAGAGUUUAAUCCCCAGAAAAACAAGUCUAAAGCUCCUAUGGACUCUGCAGUCAAGAACGAGCAGGAUGUGGACAUGAAGCUUUCGACUCCUUUGACUCAAGAAGAUAAAGUCGCAAUGUUCUCAAAACUUCAUCAUUCAGUAUCACCAGACGAGAAAUGCGAAGUUAAAUCAACUGAGAUAGAAAAAACAAAAGACGAAGACGCCACCCAACAUGCAAACCUCACAGACAACGUGCCAAAAAAGGCUACCGAGUCCAGCGUGGACCCAAAUAAAUUCCCUGAUUACUCGAAGGACUCGAAGGCGGAUCGACCAUCCUCGAGCCAACUGAAGUCUGUCCGAGAAGCUGCUUCAUCACAGCGGACAGCUAUAAAAGAUUCCCUGGAUCUGGAGGUGGUGCUGCUCGAGGAAAGAUCUGGCCAUGUUGCCACGCAUUUGGCGUCAGUGUAAGUGACGUCGUCGGUCGGUAGAAUAUUAUUAGGCUCCAUAAUUUGAUGAGAACACUAAUAAGUUAUCACGUUUAUUUAGCGUUGUAGAGUUAUACCGUUUAUGUAGCGUUGUAUCGUUAACCCGUUAUUUUACCCGUUAUACUAGGGCCUUCUACAUCUUGAAUCGUCUUCUUCAUUCUUGAAUCUUGAAUGUUUGAUAACGAAUUCGAGGAUGAUAAGGCAAUGAUACAUUUCUAAUUUAAAACUGAACUAAUGUUCAGUUUCAGUUAACUAAUCUGUAAUGUAUAGCAUUUUAAUAGUAAAUUGACUUGUCAUUGAAAAUCCGAAAAGGAUUAAUAUUCGCAAUGAUAUAUACGUAAAUUUAUAUAAAAAUUUUUAUUGAAAUAUUUUGAGCAUGAUCAUAUACCGAAAACUGAAUUAAAAUAUUUCAUACAAUUCGAAUGUAUCGUUGUACUUGAAACUUUAUUCUACGUGUACAGAUAGAAUUAUUAUAUAUACUUCGCUCCUUGUGUAAAGGACAAUUAAUAAUUCAAAAAAACGAAACCACCAUUACUUGUGACAGCAAAAAAAAAAAAAAAACUAUGUGCA
This is a messenger RNA of Hyalella azteca, 2995 nucleotides long. RefSeq lists its product as uncharacterized. The record is from RefSeq and is a predicted model, not a curated record. Lineage: Eukaryota; Metazoa; Arthropoda; Malacostraca; Amphipoda; Hyalellidae. The coding region runs from base 285 to 2408 and encodes 707 amino acids. The transcript has 2 exons.